AUGCUGAUUGUUACCGCGCUGAUCCUAUGGUCAGCUGCGAGCGUGGCCUCCGCGAUGCCUGUGCAUGUCAUCCAUAGCGCACACGAGUCUACUACAUGGAAUGUGACGAACACUCCCCUCUCGGGCUCAAGCGUGAGCAUGAAUUCAAAUUACUAUACCUACAGCUCCGAGGAGAGAGGUGGACCACCGGCGGAUAUCGUAACCAUACUAAAGAAUUUCCACGCAUCCAUCAUACCGUCUGCUACGAGCGAAAUUCCUCAGUUCGAAGCCAUGAGUGAGGAAUUUACGCGUCUAACCCAAAGUGGCGAAACAACUUCAUUUGUACCCGACUGGAAAAAAUUUGUCAAGUCACAAUACCCAAGUCACCCGAAAAUUGCAGAAAAGGUAAUAUUCUUGACAUUGGCAUAUUAUUUUACGGGUGAUGUUCUCCGUCAUUUCCUAGUUGCGGGAACAAAGGUUGACACAACGAAGUACAUUGCUCUCGAACUACUUAACCUCGUGAUCAAUAAGUGGAAAAACAACGGGCAAAGUGAAGCAGAGGUAUUUAAGCUUUUGGAGCUUCAGCAGCCGAAUGGCAAUCUUUUCGAAGGUCCAAUCUUUGGUAAGUGA
Messenger RNA from Peronospora farinosa, 609 nucleotides. NCBI's taxonomy places the organism in Eukaryota, Oomycota, Peronosporomycetes, Peronosporales, Peronosporaceae. The record is from the annotation of a GenBank genome assembly.